Messenger RNA from Kwoniella botswanensis, 336 nucleotides. RefSeq lists its product as uncharacterized. The coding region runs from base 1 to 336 and encodes 111 amino acids. NCBI's taxonomy places the organism in Eukaryota, Fungi, Basidiomycota, Tremellomycetes, Tremellales, Cryptococcaceae. The record is from RefSeq and is a predicted model, not a curated record. Gene Ontology annotation, cellular component: NuA4 histone acetyltransferase complex. The transcript is spliced from 4 exons.
AUGAGUCAGUCCGGUCCACCUGCCGAUGCCAAGCAGGCGCAGGCUGCGGCAUUGCAAGAACUAGAAGCUGCUCAGAAGAAGAAACGAGCUAUCGAUACCAAUCUGGCAAACUUGGAGCAUUCUAUUUACGCGUUUGAGGGAAGUUAUUUAGAUGAGACAGCUGCAUCUGGAGGUAACAUAAUAAAGGGAUUUGAUAACUACCUUAAACCUCCUCCUACCAAUGUCAAUAAGAAGAAGUUGGAAGUGACUGAAGCGGAUAGAUUGUUCAGUACGAGUAGUGGUACAUAUCAGCAGAGUCUCGCUGCGAAGAGACAACAGGAUCAGUCAGUGGAAUAG